AUGGGGCCUAUGUUUCCGAGGCUUCAUGUGAAUGAUACAGAUAAAGGAGGGCCAAGAGCACCUCCAAGGAACAAGAUGGCUCUUUAUGAGCAGCUUAGUACUCCAUCUCAAAGGUUUAAUCCUGGGAUUUUGCCUCGUAAUCCGAGUAAUAUUAGCAACUUAGCUCCUCCUGGAUCCUCAAGCCAGGGGAGUGGCCUUGAAAGAAAUUUUCCCUACCCUCAUUAUGUUCCUUCUCCAGCACCCAUUCAUAUGGCUGAGAAAUACCACUCUCGCCAGCCUGAUGGAGGCAAUUUGAACACUUCAGUGGGACCACUUCUGCAACAAAAGAAGGUAGGAGACGAAGAUGAUUUUACGGUUCCUGUUUUUGUUCAUUCAGGGAAGGGCCAAAAUCACAUUAAAACGCAGAGUAGUGCUGAUCAGGAAAAACUUGUUUCUGUAUGUCCUACUUAUUUGGAUCAUUCAUCGAGAAUCCAAAAUGUUGGGGAUAAUGAUCCAAAAUAUAUUGGCUCCACAGGUCUCAAUAUGAGACAGGACACGAGAAACCAGAGUGAAGAGAACCUAGAAGUGUGUGUCUCAAGUAGUGAUCAUAUAACAAGAUAUUCAACAAAUUGGCGAACCAGAGAAAAGAAUGACAAGUCUGAGGAAGCCAAUGCAUCUCGAAAUCAGCAGCAUCAAGAUAACCCCAUGUUUAAUUUUACCAGAUUGUGUGAAAACGAUACUAGUUUGCAACAAGAGGCUUCAGCUAGGCUGCAAUCAAACCACAACGGACAUGGUGGCUAUGUUCCUGAGACAAGGCAAAAAGAGAAAAGAAACAUUUCCCAGCCUGGAAAUGACUCCUGUUUGAGGGAGGAUUGUAGUAGUCCCAAUGAGCCUGAAAUUGACAGCAAAUGUCGAGGAGACGAGACUUGUGAGUCACUUCAAUUCAGAAAUGGAGACAAAAGCAAUGAUGCCUCUGAGACCUCAAUGUUGGAUUCUAUAUCAGCCUUGGAUAUUUCUCCAGAUGAUGUUGUGGGGAUUAUUGGUCAGAAACAUUUCUGGAAAGCAAGAAGAGCAAUUGUCAAAUCAUCUGACAGCAGGGAAAUGGACAAUGCUAAUUUGAGUCAACAAAGAGUGUUUUCUGUGCAAGUGUUCGAGUUGCAUAGACUGAUAAAGGUUCAGCAACUGAUUGCUGGAUCCCCAAAUCUCUUACUUGAGGAUGGUGUUCAUCUGGCCAAAACUCAUAUGAAGGGUUCUCCUUCCGAAAACCUUCCAUCAGAAUGUGUUGUAACACCUCCAAUUCAUGUUGCCAAGCGGAAAGAUAAUUCAGAGAACACAAACCACAAGAUGGAAUGUUCUGCAGAGAAUGCUGUUGGGAAGACAUCCUUUUCUUCUGUGAAAAAUGGUCAGCCUCCAAAUUAUGGGCCUUAUGCAGGACCAACAGCAGUUCCAACGGCCGCUGAUGCCAAAAUGGGUCCUUGGUGUUUCCAUCCUUCUCCUGGGAAUCAAUGGCUAGUUCCUGUAAUGUCCCCCUCAGAAGGACUUGUAUAUAAGCCUUACACUGCCCCUGGAUUAAUGGGAGGAUGUGGACCUUUUGGGCCAAUUCCAAUGGCUGGUAACUUUAUGAGUCUGGCUUAUGGGGUUCAAACAUCUCAUUAUCAUCAAGGAAUUGGGGUCUUGCCUGGUGCUCCUCCAGUUGGGUCUGUUUCCCAUGGUCAAACUGCUCAGUUUCCAGGAGGGAUAUUGAACUCUAACAUGCAACAUCAAAGCUUAUGUAAUGAACCGAUCCAGAAGAGUAAAGUUGUUUCACGAGGCAUGAAGCUUCAGGCAUCUAAAGACAGUGAGCUACAAGGAAGUACAGGUAGUAGUCCUAGUGGGAGAGUACAAGGGAUUGGGACUCUUAAUGCUGCUGAUGGAAGAGCUGCACCCCCACCUUUCCCAGUGACUCCUCCUGCCACUGAGGAAGUCCCUCAGCUUCAAGAGACAGGUCAGCCAUCGAGAGUGAUCAAGGUUGUGCCUCACAAUGCUAGAUGUGCUACUGAAUCAGCAGCUCGAAUUUUUCAAUCCAUACAGGAAGGGAGAAAACAAUGA
Messenger RNA from Dovyalis caffra, 2067 nucleotides. The record is from the annotation of a GenBank genome assembly. Lineage: Eukaryota; Viridiplantae; Streptophyta; Magnoliopsida; Malpighiales; Salicaceae.